Messenger RNA from Mirounga angustirostris (Northern elephant seal), 18266 nucleotides. RefSeq names its product purine rich element binding protein G (gene PURG). NCBI's taxonomy places the organism in Eukaryota, Metazoa, Chordata, Mammalia, Carnivora, Phocidae. Gene Ontology annotation, cellular component: nucleus. Gene Ontology annotation, molecular function: DNA-binding transcription factor activity, RNA polymerase II-specific; purine-rich negative regulatory element binding; RNA polymerase II transcription regulatory region sequence-specific DNA binding. The record is from RefSeq and is a predicted model, not a curated record. The coding region runs from base 503 to 1546 and encodes 347 amino acids. The transcript has 2 exons. Gene Ontology annotation, biological process: regulation of transcription by RNA polymerase II.
GCGCCAGUGGGCCGCCAGAGUCCUGCAUCCCGGCGGAACCUGAAGAAGUCUGAACACUCUCGCUACCCCCGUCCUCAUUCCCGUCUUCACACCUGUCCAGUCACCUCGCACUCACGCUCCGUCCCCGCGCUCUGGGCUUCGGUCUCGGCGCGCCCCCAGGAAGAGCGCGAGACCUUCUCUUCCCUUCAGCGGGCUGUGCUGGAGGAGGCGGGGUCCACGGCCCGCCCCCUGCCGCCACCCCCCUCUCCCCUCCCGGCGGGUCUCGGGCCGGUGCCCGAAGAGAGGCGGCGGCCCCCGCAGCGGCCGCAGGAGGGGCGGCGGCGGCGGGCGCCGCAGGCGAUGCCCCUGCCCGGCUGCUCCGGCGGGGGACGGUGCGAGCGGCCGCGGCGGAGCUGGCGGGGGGCAGCGGCUGCGGCGGCUGCAGCAGAGGGGCCGAGAGCUGGCGGCGGCGGCGGUCGUGAAGGGCAUCGGUAGCGGCGGUGAUGGCAGUGUCGAUCUGAAGAUGGAAAGAGCCAGGCGGAGGGGAGGCGGCGGUGGCCGCGGCCGCGGCGGCAAGAAUGUAGGGGGCUCUGGCCUAAGCAAGAGUAGACUCUAUCCCCAGGCCCAGCACUCCCACUACCCCCACUACGCGGCUUCAGCCACCCCUAAUCAGGCUGGGGGCGCAGCCGAAAUCCAGGAGCUGGCCUCCAAACGAGUGGACAUCCAGAAAAAGAGGUUUUACCUAGACGUAAAGCAAAGCUCCCGGGGCCGGUUCCUAAAGAUAGCCGAAGUCUGGAUAGGGAGAGGCCGGCAGGACAAUAUCAGAAAGAGUAAACUGACUCUGUCCCUGUCUGUGGCAGCGGAGCUGAAGGACUGUCUAGGGGACUUCAUCGAGCAUUACGCCCACCUGGGCCUGAAAGGCCACCGGCAAGAGCAUGGCCACGGCAAAGAUCAAGCCUCCAGGAGGAGACAGAAGCACUCGGCACCCUCCCCACCUGUCUCUGUAGGGUCCGAAGAGCACCCUCAUAGUGUCCUCAAAACAGACUACAUAGAGAGGGACAAUAGGAAAUAUUAUCUAGACCUAAAGGAAAAUCAGCGGGGUCGCUUCCUAAGAAUUAGACAAACCAUGAUGCGAGGGACUGGCAUGAUAGGUUAUUUUGGUCACAGUUUGGGCCAAGAACAGACUAUUGUGCUCCCCGCACAAGGAAUGAUUGAGUUUCGUGAUGCCUUGGUUCAGCUCAUUGAAGACUAUGGCGAAGGGGACAUAGAAGAACGAAGAGGUGAAGAUGAUGACCCACUUGAACUCCCAGAGGGGACUUCUUUCAGAGUGGACAAUAAAAGGUUCUACUUUGAUGUGGGCUCUAAUAAAUAUGGAAUUUUCCUGAAGGUAAGUGAGGUGAGGCCACCUUACCGUAAUACUAUUACUGUUCCAUUCAAAGCUUGGACAAGGUUUGGGGAGAAUUUUAUCAAGUAUGAAGAAGAGAUGAGGAAAAUUUGCAACAGCCAUAAAGAAAAGAGAAUGGAUGGCAGAAGGGCCAGUGGUGAAGAACAAGAAUGCCUCGACUAGAGUGAAAUUGAACUCCAUCAGGCAAAAUUUAAAAUCAUAAAUUGGCUAAAAGUACUGAUCCAUAAUCACUUGAAGAAGUUUUUCUCUUUUUUUGGCCCUUUGUUAUUAGUAAUACCUCCAAUAGUUUAUACUUCAAGGAGUCUGAUUCUCAUGUUAUACAUAGAACAUUAUAAUUCUUAUGGGAAUUCCAGCCUUCCCAGAGCUAAAUAGUGUAGCUCUUCAACUGCUCCAGACUAUUGAAGUAUGCAAAUCAGCACAAAGUAUGACAUUCUGACCUUCUAAAUACCAUAACUAAGAUUUACAUUGCACUAUAACAUGAUCCUGAGAACAUAUACAUAUACUUAAUAUGGAAGUGUGAACUUCUAUUUAACCAGUUCCCCGAGAAAGUAUUCCAUCCCUACUUCAUUAAAAGCUGCUAAGCUUACCUGUAGCGCAGUUACCACAGAAACAGAAAUUGACCUCAAGUAUGGUAUUAAUAUAUUUCUUUAUAAAAGAACAUGUAGAAAUAUAUUAGUUCAUUGGAUAACUGAAUACCAAAAAGUACCAUGAAAAAAUCAAAUCUUACAGUUACGAUAGUAUUCAUAAUUUCAAAUUUUGUGGUAACCCUGCAGUUUAUAGUUGCCAUAUCAAAGCCGUGGGAGAGUUUUAAUUGGUUAUUCUAAUCCCAUCUUUACCUCUCUUCACUAUACCCUAUAUUUUUAUUGACGUUCCAAAGUUUGAGGAAUUACUUUUAUGUCGCUGUUGAGUGGGAGGCUUCAUCCUAUGGCUUUGCUCUGGAAAUCUUGGUGUUUUAGCCUUUCAUGCUAAUUUGAAGGUUGUGAGAGUUUUUUUCCCAAAAUAUAUCAUGGACUCAAGGUGUUAUAUUUUAUGCUUCUUCUUUAGCACUAUUUCAGAGGGGUUGGUGCACCAGUUAACUGAUACAAAAAUACAUCUGUAAUAAUACAUUUUAGUAGCACUUUUGCUACCCUUAAAACAGUGUCAACACUUCCAAUAGAAACCUGGCUUUUACAGGUAUUUUAAUUCCAGGGGAAAAAAAAAAACAACAACUCUUUUUCUAAAAAGCACUUAGAAUAUAAAUUUUCAGCCUGGGAAAAUUAUUUAAGGAUUGGUUAUAAACAUAUUUGAAAGGAAAAUUCAGGCAUUUUCCAAGGUGCUCUUUAUGAUACUUAAAAAGGCUUACUUUACGCAAGACUCACCCAUUUACCUGUAUUAAAAAUUACUUUCCAGGAAGUGCCACAGCAAUUUUUCAACACCUAAGCAAUUUUUAAACAAGUGGAUAAAGUGUGUAUGUGUACCAACCCACCCUGUAUUAACUGACUGGAAUUUUAUCUGUUGAGCUGCAUUUUAUUCUGAUUGAAAUUACUGUCUUUUAUCUUGGCUUUAUUCACCUCCCACACAAUAAGUCCAUAUAAUCAUGUUUAAGAGCCAGACACUGAUUUCAACCCCCAAAUAUAGCUCUCAUUGAUGAGAGCUGGCUGCAUGGAUUGAGAUCAGAAUGUAGCUCUCCUUUUAUAUGUUAUAAGUAGUUUAAAAUUAUUUUAAUAAUUUUUUCCUUCAGCAGUUUGUCCCUGAAUCCAUUUAAGUAAGGUCACUAAGAGAACUUUGUGAGUCAAGGAAAGAGUAUUACUGGCUUAUCUUAUUUAAAAACAAGCAAUCAGUAACCCAGACAUACAUGCUGGUAUUGGUUUUCAGAUUGUAUUUCAUGUUUCCUCAAGUAGUAUGAAGGAAUCUCAUUAGUUCAUUAUAAUUGUGGACCAUCUGGAUUACUAUGGAACAACUGAAGGUUAGAAGAUAAUGUUAGUACUAGAGUUAAUAGCACAUGGUGGGUGUUGAGACUCUAAAAGUAGCAAGGAUCUUUAAACAGUCCUAACUGUAAAAUAACUAUUGUAGACUUGAUAAAAAGUAGUUUUUGGUAUAUGAAGGAGUGAUGUGCACUUGAAUUACUGUACUACUGAUUGUUAUUGCUGCCCAUCAUAGUGCCUAUUAAUAAUUAUCAACCUGUCAGAUGUUGGCAAACGGGAGCGAUGAAUGCUCCAGUAUUCGAGUGUUCCUAUCACUAUUGCUAUGACUAUAUACUCUCUCUUAAAACCUUCCCUCCUAAAAUAUUUAUAUCCAUUAAAUCUAAAUGAUUUCUUUUUUGGUUUUUAGUCUGAUAAGAUUUGAGUGUUUAUGUCUAUAUAUAUACAUACAUGUGUGUAUAUAUACAUAUACACAAUACUAUGUCAGACUUAAAGAGAAAUACCUUUAAUUCAUUGUAUAUAAAUAUUAAUUUUGCAUUAAUUAUUUAAGUCAAGAAUUAGUUAGUAGCCAAAUCUUCUACAUUGUAUGUAUACUUCAAAGUUAUUACCAUCUCAAAGCUAUAGAUUGGUAGAUGCAUAUAUACCGGCAAUUGAAUAUACAUUAGAAUCACUAAACCUUCUGCCAGUCCUUUUGUUUCACUUUUUUAUAUGUAUUCAUUGAAAAAUGAAAUGAUGUUAUGAUUUUUUGAUACUUAAAAUUCCCAAUUAUUCAUUAGCCAUAAUCAAAUAAGAUCCAGUUCAAAACUCUGGUAUUAGGACAUGUAUUGCCAUGUAUCUUAUAAAAUAAGCUACUAUUUUUAUCUGUGCAAUAUACAUUUUAUUUAUUGUCAUUUGUAACAUAAGUGAAGCUGCAAGUGUACAUGGUAUUCUUCAAAAUAAUAGGAUCCCAGCCUUGAAGACAUUAAAACUCUCAAGGCAACUGGAUGUUAGAAGUCAAAAAAUGAGCAUUCCAAGUUAGUAACCAAAAUUACUAGUUCACUGUAUAAUUCUAAAACACUGAUGAUGUUUGCACAUAAUAACCCAAGUAUAAUGUGGUAAAGACUCAAAACUGUCAUAAUAUAAGCUAAUAGUAUGAAAUUUGGAAACGGGUUCCUCCUAAUAGUUGGCAGUGUGCUCCUAAGCAAUCGAAAGCAGCACUAAUCUGUUGCUUAUAUGCAAAAGAUGCAAUGUAUUAUAAAAGUAUUAAAAGUUCUGCCACAUUUUAUAAUUUUCCUUGUUAAAGCCCCAACUGCCAUGUCCCUUAAACUUGAGUCAAACACAAGCUUAUUUGCACUAAAGAGCAUGGCCAAAAAAUAAAUGACAGGGUGGAAAAGCUAGUUGGAACCUCUUGAAAUAAUUGGUUCUAAUGGGAGAAUUUCACAUUUGUCUAUUAGAAAGCUAUAUGGUCCAGGCAGACAAUCUGUCAGUUCACUAAUUUAAUAAUGCACUUUACCUUUUGUAUAUAGAGGAUGUACAUUUAUGCCACUGGACAGGUGGGAUGUGUUUCAAUAACUAUGUAGUUAGAAUCUGUAGGGUGAUCUCUUGCAUGCAGAUGUUUGUGUUGGAACUGCUAUAAUAACAAGUUUCCAUUAAAUCGGUGUAAUGGAGGAGGGUAGAAGAUGCUUUUGAAACAAAUCCCAAUACAUUUAACAAACACUUUUCAAGUAGAGUUCAUAUUUGUAUUCUUAAGACCUAAAAUCAAUUAAAAAAAAAACCUAUUUCUAGCCCAGAUUAGUAUUAGAGUUGAGACUCUAUCUAGUUGAGACUCCCUGUGAUACCCAUAAUACCCUGAAAGUUAAUUUUGGGAAUUUGUGCAGAUAAAAAAAAUUUUAAUAAUUCUGUUUCAUUGUCGAUGUGUGUUAAAAUGACUAAUGAAAAGACAGUACAUGAUACUGUAUUAGAAUUCAAAGUAUGGUUGGCUGAUAUGGCCUCAUUAAGAAAACACCCAGACUAAAGAAAUAAAGUUUCAAAUUAAGAAAAUGCAAAGAGCCAAAGAACCAUUGCUAAAAUAAACAUAGUAUUAUUUCAAAAUUUGCAGAACUAACUUUCACCGACCAAAAAGGGUAUUGGGAGAUUUAGUGUAUCCUUUCAUCCUAAAAACUUCCUGAGAUGUACAUUUGAAAACUAGAUAACUGUUGCUUAAUAAUAGGUUGUAUGUACUUUACUAAGAAACACUGUGUACUAAUAAUUCAUUGAGAAUAUGCUAUAUUUACUGCAUUCAUUUUAUAUAUAUGGAUAAGAAUACAUUAUAUAUAGUCAUUCUAUCUUAAUAUAUUCAUGUAUUUAUAUUGUAAUUUUGCAAAUAUUUUCAGUAAAAUAAACAUUUAUCUGAGCUGCACAAUUUGAAGAGGAUGAAAUUGGAAUACACCCUCAGACACUCAUUUUUAAUAAGCAGCUACCAUUGAAAGUUGAUGUAUGUACUAUCACUCCUUUAGAUUUUGUUUUAUGGUUUAUUUUAAUAUUUAAGUGAUUAGGACUCAAUUUGAACUUUUAAGUGGUGUUCUGAAAAUAAUUUUUAUAAGUGUGAGUUUUUUUCCCCUGCUUAUUUCAAAAUGUCUUUCAUUGGAACUAUUUAUAAAAUCCUAUUCCAAGCUUUAUGUAAGGGCUUGGCUUAGUCACCACAUAGUUUGAAGUCUGUCUUUACCAAAACACCAAACAUCUUUGGCAGGAUAAAAUCUAAAGUAAACCACAGAGAGAAGUUAAAAUUGAUUCUGUGCCAAAAGAAUAAUACAGGUAUAAUAUUUAUCACUGCCAAAUAAGAUUCUUAAAGUCCUUCUGAAGUUUCCUUAAAGAUUUCUUGAAUUUCAUAGACAAACGGUGGCUAAUGGCUAACCCAUCGGAGGAAGAGAGUAAAGAUGUCAGCAUGCUGGUGAGACAACCCAUAGUCCACAGUACUGUAGCAAUGAGGUACAGGGAAAAUGUGUUUUUCCCAAGUUAAGGUCAUGUGAAAUUUGAGUUUUUAGAUCACAGUUACUGUCAGAAAGUAAAUAUAACAAAAUUUAUGUAGGUGGAUCUCGGAAAAACAAUAUAUGCGUUAGUAUAUUUUCUUGUAUAAUGUAAAAAAAUUAGUCUUUUUUUCUUAAUUUGACGUGAUUGUUAAAAUUAAAUUUAUUUUAGUAGUGGGUUUUUAAUCAAUAUUUUUGAAUAGGGAAAACAUAUAUAUGGUACAAAAUUUAAAUGCUACAGUUAGUGAAAAGUAACAACCAGUGUUACCAAUUUCUUGUGUAUCCUUCUAGAAUUACUCUGAAUAUGCAAGCAUAUGUGUAUAUAAAUAUAUUCUUUUUGCACAUACAAAUGAAAAUAUAUACACUGUCUUGUACCUAGUAGUAUCAAUUUUGGAUGUCAUUUUAAAUGAAUUUUUUCCCUUUUAUUCAGAUACUAUACUUGAUCUAGUUAACAUAGCACUUAAUUUGAACUAUAUUAUUACACCAAGGGAACCUCAAGGAAAUUUUAAAUGAAUCCCAUUGAUAUUUACUUAAAAUGCAAAUAUAUGUAUAUAUUAAUUUAAAAUGUAUAAAUGUUUAAUUUCCCUUCCUAACCUAACCACCUUGCCCUUCCUGUCUUCCCAUCUUCCUUCCCGCAAAAGAAUAUUGGUCUUUUUCCUGAAGUAAUAUGGUUCAGGACUGGCAAGAUAUUAAGCUAUUUUACCAAGUAUUAUUUUAGCUUAACUAUGUUCUCCAAUGAAAAACACCUGUAUUUAAAAGCUUUAACAAAUUAUCACUUUCAGUCAAGUUUUUACUAAUUCUGCUAUUAUCUUAUUUUUAUCCAAAGACUUUGCCAUUAUGAGAGCAAAUGAGUGCUAGAACUAUAGUGAAAGGUUAUGCUAUGACUGUUGAAAUCUUUUGAUUUGUUAACAUGAGCUUUAUCUUUAUGAUGAUAAGGUUAUUAAUGAAUAAUGCCUUUAGCAACUUAUAGUCAAAUCCAUCACUACACAAAGGGGUAACACUAGUCCUGAUUGUUUAAAGCAUAUAUUCCCCCACAGAAGGACUCAGAGUCUGUCAGAUGUCCUUGGGACCAGAAGGGGUACUACAGUGAUUUGGAGAGAGAUGAAAACUUUGGGGCUAUGAGGUUUCAAAUACAACUAAACCAUCUCCAUUCUCUGCUAGAAGAGUAUAAAACAGUAAAUUGUUUUUUAAAAUGAAGUGAGCAUAAUGCUUUAAUAGUUUUUCAGACGAGAUCGGGCGCGUUCAGGGUGGUAUGGCCGUAGACAAUGCUUUAAUAGUUUUUCAAAACCUCCCCUGUCCAAAAAAAUCAUUAUUCUCUUUUCAUUCACAUCAAGCAUGUAUUUUAAAGUCACCUUUCUAAUAACCACCAAGAAAAAAUUAUCUGACAAAUUGAAAGUUCCGUAUUGGAACCCUGAAGGAUACUGUCUAGUUAUAAAUCAAAUCAACCAGAGUAAAAGAUCCAGUACUGUUAGAAAUACCUUAAAAUAUAUGAGAAUUGGGGGGAAUUUUUUUUAAUGGAUUUGUAUCUGUAAAUUUUAUGAAAAUGUUAAAAGGUUUGAAAAAUUCAAGCAUUGGUUUAAACUUCAGAAUAUUAUCUCCAUAAUUGGUGGCAUGAUUUUCUGUUUGUAAAAUGAGAGAGUUGUUAGAAGACAGAAUCCUCUUAAACAUAUAUAUUUAAAGCAUAAAAGAGUUUGUUUCUUUUCAUGAUCAAUAACUCAUCAUCCUUUGCAGAAUCUAUAACAUUGGUUAAAAUCUCCAGGUAUUUAUUUGUUCAAGCUUAAAAUGGUUUAUAUGUUUUGCUUCUUAUUUAAAGAAAGGGGUCAAAACGAAGGUAAAUUCUCCUGCAGGAAUGAGUUUUGCUUAAAUUUAGGCUGAAAAAAAAUUAGGAAUCUCCCAUCCUUAAUCAAGGAGUUUCCCGUGUUAGUACUUUCUGGUAAAUUAUGUUUUCCAAGCUAUCUUCUUUCAAAAAUCCUUUGUGAGAAAUUGCUUAUUCUUAUUGAGGCCAGUGACAUCUACCAGUGAAUAAAAACUUGACUCAUAAUGAAAUUAGUGCUGCUACAGUGAAGUUAGUUUGUGAUGUGAAUAUAAAGAAAAUACUCAUUUAAAUGGAAUAUACAGUUUCUUCUUUUCUGUUGUUGACUUAUUUCUAAGACUGAAUAGGAGUUGCUUAUCCUCUCAUUUUUCCCCCUUGUAUACUUAGUUUCUAUGUUAUUCUAUUCAAAAUUUUCAUUGUUCCCAGGAGAUAAUAGAGGUAAAGAAAAGGGAAAGUAAUCCCUAAGAAAAAUGUUCAUAGUAGUUAAAAGUUAGAGUUGCUCAAAGUGUAAGAUUGGGGGGGAAAAUCCUUUUGUGGGUUUUUGUCUUUAUCAAAAUGAUGGUAUAAAUCCAUUUGCUUUAUUUGAUCUGAUUAAAGACAGACUUUCUUUUGAGAUGCCUAUAUUCAGAAAUAUUUAGUAUCUUACUUAGAGAAAAUGGUUCUGUAGUAUAGUACAUAUUCUUCAGAAUUUUAUUUCUUGUGGAUUUGAUGAGGUUGUUGCCUAGAGGUAGCAAAUGUAUAAGUAAGAGAGAAGAGAAAAGUAGUGGCUUAUUAUUUUGUUUGCCUAUAACAAAGGAAAUCAGUAUAACUGAAAUGGGAGAAAUAAGACAUUCUCAAAACUAAGUCCCUACUUAUUUAACCUUUAAAAGAUCAUUUGAGAAAGAAUAAUAAGACCUAAUUCUGCCAGUGGAUGGCCUCUCAGCAAACCAUUUAACUUCAGUAGGAUGACUUCCUUUUAUGAAACAUGAACAAGGGGCUCCUAGGUUGCUCAAUCUGUUAAGCAUCCGACGCUUGGUUUCAGCUCAGAUCAUGUUAGGGUUGUGAGAUCGAGCCCUGUGUAGGGCUCCAUACUCAGCUCAGAGUCUGCUUGAGAUUCUCUCCCUUCCCCUCUCUGCCCUACCGCCCACCCCUCUCCCCAGUCCCGCUCGCUCUCUCUAAAAAUAAAAUAAAUAAAAUCUUUAAAAAAAUGAGCAAGAUCAUGCUAGAAGCUAAGGUUCCCUCCCACUCUAAACUUCUAAAAUUCCUGUGUCAAUGGAAUGUGAAAGAAAAGCAGAGAAUACCAGAAUUGGAAAGUGUAAGACAGUCUCUCUUUAUAUUAAAAACAACUGUAAUAAUGCAGCAAUCUGUGAUGAUACCCAAAGAACAUGCAGAAGUGGCAGUUUUUUAUCACAUGUAUGUAUCUCUUGAACCACACAAAAUGAAAUUUUGUUCCUAGUCCUUUUUAAGAUCAAAUUGUUAUAUGCUAACUACGUGACUAUCCUAUGCUUUAAUUAUUUUAUAGGAAUAUUUUUAUUAUCUAUAUGAGGUCUUAUCCUUGGAAGCAUCACUUGUUUCUACACAUUCUGUGGUCACUUCUUACGUUGUGCAUGGCAAAAGAAUUUUAAAAAUAACAUCAUUUCCUGAAAUGUCAUUGUACCUGAAAUAAUCUUAAAUUACAUUGCUAAAUAAUACACUGCUACUAUCACUGCAGGGACCCCUGAGAAUGAAGUACUACCCUUGACCUCUAUUUCCUUGGUCUAUUGAACAUAGUAUGUUACAAGUAAUGAUGUUUAACAAAGGAAAUCAGGAAGGGCACUGAACUGUGAACAGUAGGGUUCUACUUUAGAGGACCUGUAACUACUAGGGUGUGCAAAGAUAAAACAUUAUCAUGAGUUUGUUUGUUUUGUUUUUAGCCUUGAGAAACUACCAAGGUUGAUGAUUGAAGGGGAAGAGAAGAACACACAAGGAUUUUUGUCCCAGGUGCAUUUAUUUAAGUGCCCCAAUCGUCCACUGUCAAUAGAGCACAGGGAAAAGAGAGACCUCUCCCCCUAGACCUCUCUUUUUGGUGCCCGUUUGUUUAUCAAAGAAAGUGCUUCAGAGUAACCAAAGUGUAUUUUGAAGUGUGUCUACACAUGUGUAUUUUACUAAUUCCAAAAAUAUCUGUGCACAUAAAAUUCCAUUGCAGACAUACUCCAUAUACUAAAACAGCUUUUAGCCUGGUGGUGGUUCACCAUAGCAAUCUGGUUGGUCACUUCUCUACAAAUUCUAUAGAGUGAGUUGGCUGUUGUAAUGUUUUUCUCCUCCCUCUUCUAGAAAUAACAGAUACAUUUUAGGUUCUUGGUUGUUUCUUCUUCAGUGUUGCUUGAAAUCUAAGUGGGAUAUGAGAGAAUAGUUUAGUUGGGCAGUUACUUGCCCUUGUCAUUUUGUGGAAAUUGUCUGUAGCUUCCCAUUUUAAACAUUCUCAGCAACUUUACCAAAAGAAAACACGUAAGUGCCAAAACUAUCCAGCAAAUAAAAUAGCAGAACCAUAAGAAGUAAGGAUAAGGGGGCGCCUGGGUGGCUCAGUUGGUUAAGCGACUGCCUUCGGCUCAGGUCAUGAUCCUGGAGUCCCGGGAUCGAGUCCCUCAUCAGGCGAGUCCCGCAUCAGGGAGCCUGCUUCUCCCUCUGACCCUCCCACCUCUCAUGCUCUCUCUAUCUCAUUCUCUCUCUCAAAUAAAUAAAAUCUUUAAAAAAAAAAAAAAGAAGUAAGGAUAAGGAUAUGUACAAGACACCUAGAUACAAAAAAAAAAAAAAUCCUUAUCAUUUGCUAAUUUGCUUCAGAAGCUGCUGUAUUAUAUUUCUAGGUUUUUCAGACUAGCAAUGUGACUUAUACCAAUGACUGACAGUCUAGAAUCUCAAUAGGAUAAAAUAGUUUGAAAGUUCAGUUGAAUUUAUUAUGGAAUUUUAUCUUUUGCUGUUCUCCAGAAAGGGUAAACCAUGCUUUAGUCAUAUAUAAAAAUUGAGUUCUAAAAUUCCAUCACUCAUAAUUUUCUUCCCUUCUUUUUCCCCCUCUCAUGCACUGUACCCUGUUGGAAGCGGCUAAGAACACUAAUUUCUCCCACUACCCCCAUGGCCCCACUCCAUCCUAUUUAUUUGUUGAGGUGACAAUUGAAACACAAUAGAGAAAGGCUAAAGGAAUCGCCCUAUGAACUAGACCUAUAGUCCAAGAAAGAAGGGCUACUACUUCACUCAAUUAAUCUCAACACUCCUACCACAUUUCUUCUAUACAGCAAUUUAGGAAUGUGGUAGAAUAGAAACAUUUCACUUGGGAAAUAUGGGCUGAAAGUUCAGUUAAUCCAACUUUUCAGUACACAAUGGAUCUUCAGGAAAUAAUUUGACUAGCAUAAUUGACAGGUAAUUUCAGAAAUGAGUUUAGCCUCUAGGAAAAUUGCACCAUGACCGUUUUUAAAGAGAAGGUGGUAACAAAGGAGGAGUCGAUCAAGAUUUAUUAGUACCAACAGCUGUUACUUAUUGAAUAUCUAUCAUAUAUUAGGCAUUGCUGAACCCCUUGUAACUCUUCUAAUCCUUAUAGCAACCCUAUUACCGACCCAUUUUAAUAUGAUUUUCCAGAGAUUUCCGAAACUGGUUGAGUAUUUCAGAACUAAUAUAUUUGAACCCAAAUUGACACCAAGCCAAAGAUUGUACUCAUUCAAUUAGGCCAAACUAUCUUCAAGACUUACCCCAAAAUGUAACCCCCUGACUAAUAAAGCACAGUCUACCUUCAAACACCACUGGUAAAUCUGCCUCAGAUUACUAGGAAUUAUUUUAUCCAAAACUAAUCCCUAUAUAUGGGGCAGGUGCCACCAGAAGACACUCCUUAUGUAAGGGUUCAUCUAGUUCGUUGAAAUUCAGCACUAAUAAAUACAACUUAUUUGAUCUUUAGUAUAGUCUACAGAUUGAACCUCUCAUCUCAACCAGCUAUUUUAAAUAAAUGUCAGUAAUUUUGAAAAGAGAUCAGAUGAUGAGAAUAUAUGGGUCAUCCCAAUUUAACCCUUAAGGGCAGAGAGGAGACAAAUUACUAUUUACCAUGGAUCUACAAUUUCAUUUUCAUGAACCAAAAUCAACUGGUCAUGUUGAAUUGAUUUGGAAAUAAGUCUUGUCAAUAUUAGUGAAAAGUUUAUUGUUUCUUGCAACUCUUUUUACCAUCUUACUCUUCCUAUAUCACGCCACUUAUUUUUAUAUUUCAUUACCAAGUUUCCUCCUCUUUUCCUUAUCCCCAGCAGAAUAAACUGAGAUGACUACCCUAUUUACAGAUACACAUUUUUCUCCGUGACUCCAGGCCAGUGGUUUUCAAAUUUUGGUGUGAUUAAGAAUGACCCAGAGGGUUUGUUAACACACAGAUUGCUGGCCCCACUUCCUGAGUUUAUGGUCUAUAGGUCUGGGGUGGUGAGGAGAGGAUCAAAAAUAUGCAUUUCUGACAUAUAUCCAGGUGAGCUGAUGCUGCUAAAAUGGGGACCACACUUUAAGAACCACUGCUGUAUGUUGAUGUGAUUUUACCUUAACUAUAAGACAGUGAAGGAGAAAUAUGGUCAAAAUAACUGUAGCAUGUUGGUAGAAAGAAGACUCAGAGCUAUUCAUUCUGCCUUGAGAAAUUUACAAAUCUAAAACAGUAUUUUUUAUAAAUUGACUAAGCUUUAGGUAAAAAUCAUUUUCUUCUCUUUUUAUCCUUUCAUUACAUUCAAUAACUUUCUUCUCUAUGAUUUUUUGACAUCACUCUUGAGAUAAUUCUGGUAGGGAUUAACAAUUAUGAAUUUUUAUAUGAAAAGCUUGGCAUUCAAAUUUAUGGAGACUGAAGCAUAUUUUUAAUUUAUUAAAUAACAUAUAUAAAUCUUAGUAAAGGAAAGUAAAUUAUUUCUAUACUCAACAGUUAUUAAUACAACUGUUAGUGAAUAUUAAAUAUUAAGACUUGAGGGGAUCUUAGAAUUAGUUCCGUCCCUCAAUUUUACAUUUUAUGACAUGUCAUGUAGCUCAAAUGGUUCAUAAUUACUAAAGUAAGCCAGGUAAACAGAAAAUAAAAGCUAAAGCUUAAAAUGCUGAUUGUCUCUUGAGAUAUAUAAAUGAUAAGAAAUAUACUAAUUUUUUUAAAAGCGUAUGUUUUCACCUUCUUCCUGUGUCUUAUCUAUAUGUGUAGGAUAGAGGAACUAUAUAUGUACUGUAAUGUAUUUAUGGUACUUUUUUCAAAUUAACAGUGGGACCCAUUGAUUUAAAUUUAGAGAUACUUCCCAUGGAUGCUCAUUGAGCAUAUUUGAAAACAUAACUAACAUACUUAAAAAUAAUUGAGAGUAUGUUUGCUAACCUGUGGACAUUCUAUAAUUAAUGAGUUGAUCAAAAUUAAUAAAACAAUAUUUUGUAUAUGAAUCUAUAUAAUUAAUAUAUAUGACAUAACCUUAAUAGCUCUCAUUCCAGUGGAUCACAUUUUAUCAGAAAUACUAGAUCAUUCAUAUAUACACAUUUGGUUGUUCUGCAAGUUCAUUAACUUCUCUUUCCAACUACUACUCCUUCGAUGGUUAGUGCUCCAGAACAAUGAAUGAAUUCCUAAUUGUGAAAAAGAUGAACGUAACAGAGAUAGUCACCAAGUCAAGAAGAUCAUUACGGGCAGUAUAACUUUUUUAAAAAUUCUCUGUCCUGUUUGUAUUCUAACUACAAUUUAAAUUUUGGAUUUAAAAAAUUUAAGUCUUAGAAUUAUAAUCUGAGGAAGCUUCAGGCAGAAUAAAGAUCUAUAGGAGAUUUAUAGGAAAUUUCAGCUCAACAUGAGGGCAGACUUCAAGAAGUAGUGUUGCUUUCCUGUUGCUGAAAUUUUUUAAGGCAGAGAAUAGACAUGCACUUAAUUUAGGAUGUGCAAAGGGAAUUAAUAAAUCAGAAAAAAAAUGGAUUGUUAUUACCUUGAAGAUUCUUUUCAACCCUGAAAGACAGGAUUUCUUGGGAAUACUUGGAACUUUUGUAUUCAGGUCUUCUGUUAAUGUCCCAAGUUGGAUAAAGAAGUAUGAUUUCAAUUUUUCUAGUAUUAUUCUGAAAACAUGUUAAGAAAAAAAAAUCAUUUACUCCCACCCCUUGUUAUUGCCAACACAACAUAAGAGAUAUUUUCAAAUAUUUAUGAGCUGUACUAAUUAAAUGAAUUAGUUAAGAUAGGUUUCAUGAGAUUUGCCCUGCAAAAUUAUGUCUAUCUUUUAUGAUUUUCAUAAGAAAUUCUUCACUUUUAAUCAGAUUUUUCAGAAGCAACCAUAUGAAGGAAUGAACAUGUUACUUAUGUUGCUCUUUCAAAAGUACCUGCUACAGGUUUAUUUGGAAAGACAUAAGUGAUAGUACAGUAAAUUAGAAAACCAAAUCAUUGGAUAUGAUCAAAGUUUUUCUUUGUAAAAAUCUAGAUUAAAUUUGUUUAAAGGUUGAAGCAAUCAAAUAAUAUUUUCCUUCUCUAUUUCUUCUUGCAUUACAAAUUUAAGAUGGAAAGAAACAACAUGGUUCGCUAUUCCAUCUUAAGAACAAGAUUCCAAGUAGGUUGAUUCUUGCUACAAAUAAUAUACGUGAUUCUUUCCAGGAGAGUUUCAAGGCUUUAUACAGGGCAAAAGGGUAGCCGUGGCAAUAAUAUCUAAAUUCAGGGAUCUAGUAUGAACCAAUAUGAAACUCAGUUCUCACUUGCAGGGUCCACUUUUUCUUGUCCUUCUUUCAGGCAUCUUGUGCUUUCUCAUGAUACUAUAACAUUUCCAAAUUUUGGUGGACAAAUAAUAAUACCUUUUAGAGAGAGAGCUGAUUAAGUCAAAAUAUAUUACACCAAAGUCUAUAAACUCUAUCUGCAUUACACAUUUCUAAAUAUUUAGCUAAGUGAAUUUUACUCUGCACGAAUAUUACAUGUGUGUGCGUACCUGUGUGUGUGUGUGUGUGUGUGUGUGUGUAAAACUUUAACGAGAACCCACUCUCUCCCACACACACCCCCUCCAUGCCCCUGGAGAAGUACUGACAAAUUGGUUUCAUCUUGUUUGUUACUACAAUUGAUUGGCUGCCCUAAAGUGCUAUGUUGAGAAUUUGAAAUCUGCGUCUAUAGGGAAAGAGAGAAGAACAACAUUCAUGCCAAAUAUUUGCUAUUUGUCAUCCCUGCUUUAGAGCUAUAAAAGUUCUCCUUAUAGCUCUAAAAAUUUCAAGCUUAGCCAGGCAGCUGGUUCUUGCAACACAGACUACCAUUUGACUCACUUAAGUAUAUCUCUUCUAAUAUUUCAAAGAGAUUGUUUUAAUCCAUUAAUCCCUCCUUGAAAACAGUAGAGACUCUCUGACGUGCCUCUAAGGAACUCAAAGAAUCAUGGCCAUGAUGGUGUCAUUAAGAAUAUCCUUGAAUGGUGUAUUUGCCUCUAAUGAGUUCUAACCACCGUUAAAAUGACAGAGGUUUCUCUCUUUAAAAUUUAGUCUGGUCAUUCUCAAACAUUCAUGUACAUAGCAUAUUAAACAUGUAGGUUCUGGUCCCCACCCCCAGAGAUUCUGAUUCGAUUGGUCCAGAGUGGAGUUCAGAAAUUGGCAUUUUUGUCUUGCUCUUUCUGAAUUAGGUAUGGAGGCCAUUCUUUGUCGUGGCCUUAAUUUGCAUUCUUUCUUCCAUAUCAUCUUUCCAGCUGGAAUUGUUUAGAUUUUAAUACUGUCAGCCAAAACGAUUUUUUUGGUUAUCCUAUCAACCUAGGGCUCACUGUAAACAUAGAGAGGCUAAAUACAUAAAUCCAAGUAUUUAGGACUUUGUACUAUCAUAUUGUCUAGCUUUCUGGGCAAUGAUCCCUGGGAAUGCUAGUUUCUCCCCCACCUCCUAUGCUCAAAUUCAAACUACUUGGACAUGUAACCAUUGGUUACAUUUCAAAAUUCAAGAUUUCAAAACCAAAAUAUUCUGUCUUUCCAGCCUGAGUCAACUCCAUAGUGAUUUGUCUUUCACUUUCUCACAAGUUGACCCUCCAAGUCUCAAAUGACUUUUCUCAAUUUUUUUUUAGAUAUAAACUCACAAUUUAUUGGGAGUACAAGAAAUAUCCUUAGUCAAUCUGAAUACCUCACUCUUCUGAUCUAAUUCAACUCUUUUUUUUAAUUGUGGUUUUAAAAAAGCACAUAACAUAAAAUUUACCAUCUUAACCAUUUCUAAAUAUGCAGUUCAUUAGUGUUAAGUAUAUUCGCAUUGUUGUACAACCAACAUCCAGAACUUUUUCACCUUGCAAAACUGAAACUCUAAGCCCAUUGAACAAUCACCUAUCCCUCCACCCCAUCCCCUGGCCACCACCGGUCUACUUUCUUCUCAACCAUUUUUUUAAAUAAGCAAGAUACCUGCUUUCUCCUAUCAAUAAUGGGUUUAUGGCUAUCGCUACUUAGCUCUCCAAGUAUAAUCCUUAUAUCCUGUGUUGUUAUAAUUCUCGCAUGUAAAAAGAUUUAUAUUUGCAGGGCACCUGCAUGGCUCAGUUGGUUAAGCCUCCAACUCUUGAUCUCAGCUCAGGUCUUGAUCUCAGAGUUGUGACUUCAAGCCCCACGAUGGGCUCCACACUGGGUGUGGUGCCUACUCAAAAAAAAAAAAAAAAAGAUUUACAAUUGCAAAGCAAUUUUGCUUAUAUUAAGCGAUCCUUAUAAUCUUUGGGGGGCUGCAAAUGAAAUAUAUCUGGUCCUGGAAGCUUUCCUCUGAGUUACAAGGAAAGGUAGCCUUUAUUCCUCAUGAGACCUAUGGGAUUCCAGAGGGACACUUUUUGUAUGUUUGUUUGUUUAAGGUUUGAGGUUAGAAUUACCAGGGCAGUUAAACUUAAAUCAUGGCAUUUCUAUAGAUUUUUCCUAUGUACAUUCUAGGAUUGUUUUCUCAUUACUUAUGUAGUAGAUUGGAAAUUUGUCUGGAAUUUGGCAGAGUUAAUGUUCAGAGUUAAAUGCUUUCAAAGUCUUUGCUGAGUCCAAUAUGAAACUUUACCUUUAAAGCAGCUUUAUUAGAGGGCGCCUGGGUGGCUCAGAUGGUUAAGCGUCUGCCUUCGGCUCAGGUCAGGAUCCCAGGGUCCUGGGAUCGAGUCCCGCAUCGGGCUCUCUGCUCCUUGGGAGCCUGCUUCUCCCUCUGCCUCUCUCUCUCUCUCUCUCUCUGUCUCUCAUGAAUAAAUAAAUAAAUAAAUCUUAAAAAAAUAAAAAAAUAAAAAAAAAUAAAGCAGCUUUAUUAGAAAUAUAAUUUGGGGGCCCCUAGGUGGCUCAGUCCGUUAAGUGUCCCAACUCUUGAUUUCGGCUCAGGUCGUGAUCUCAGGGUCGUGAGAUCGAACCCCACGUUGGCCUCCGCCCUGGGCAUGGAGCCUGCUUAAGAGUCUCUCUCUCCCUCUGCCCCUCCCCCCCUUUAAAAAAAGAAAAGAUUAAUAAUUGGGGAGGAAAUAGGCAUAAAUAAAAAUGCAUUUUAUGCAAAUGGAGUGUUUCAAACGCUCUUUUCAAAAUCUUUGACAGUAAGAAAAACCCUAACCCCAAAAAUAUUCUUAAUACUCUUAUUUUUCAAAAGUUUUUUAAUUUCUCUGCCUCUGUUAUUAAAAUUUUUUAAGAAGUUGAUAAAACGUUAAAUCCUACAAGCAAUACCCAUCUAAAUAAACGGAAAUGCUAUAAUUAUGAGUAUUAUGCUUAUGAUUUUGACAUAGAAAAAAUGUACCUUUUCUUGGCCUUAAUUAUCUUGGAACUAACACAAAAACUAGUUGAUAGUGAUUCUCAGAUAAUGGUAACUAAAUCUUUCUUCACCUUAUGAAUUUAACAAUUCAAUUCAUAAUAUGAAUGCAUAUGACUUUUUCAGACAAAUGCUAUUUAUUUAGAACAAUUUUAAAUAAUUUCAUAAUUUUUGUAGCACCCAGCUAUUUCUUUAAUGAUCUCCUGCAAAGUACUGAUAAUAUUUACUUCAAGGAAAAUUCUUUAAAAUUGAAUCUCAUUAUUCCUUUGAUCUCCAUUAUAAAAUUAGAAAUGUUUUCUCAAUAAGAUGAACAAUUUUUUGAGUUGAAAAUAUUUAGUGAAAGAGUUGUAGUGCAUCCGGUUCAGUGACAUACUAAGCAAUUACUCUUUUUCCUUUCCAGUUCCCGUCACUAUUUAAGAUCUUUCCUCAUUGCUCACCAUUAUCACUCCUAAACCACAGAAAUUCAUCGAGCGCCAGCCAUGCAAUCCUCAGGGCACACACUGCCAGCCAUCCAGAACUUAACCUCUCCUCCGUUGUCGCUAAU